UUUGUUUUUAUUAAAUUAGUUGACAUACGAUACUAGACAGGAACGGAACAUGGCACGUCUUACAAUAUUUCUAAUAAUCUUGACAAUUAAAUUUAGUCAGGGUCAAGGGGAUAAAAAAGAAGAUGAAAAUAAAGAUAUCGGAGAUUCAGAGAAUGGAGAGUAUGGUGGAUCAGGUUCAGGGGAUUGGGAAGAUACUGGAGGUUCAGGGGAUGGGAAAGAUACUGGAGGUUCAAGGAAUGGGAAAGAUACAGGAGGUUCAGGGAAUGGAAAAGAUACUGAAGGUUCAGGGGAUAAGAAAGAUGCCGGAGGUUCAGGAGAAGAAGAUACCGGUAUCCCAGAGGAUGUUUUGAACCUUAAAUUUGAUAAUUCUCCAAAUGUUUCGUUUGCUGACGCAGAUUUAAAGAUCUUGAAGGAAAAAGCUGAAGCUAAACUUAGGGAAACUCUGGAUUUUACGAAUUUGAAUAAAAGAUUUCGUUGGGUUCAGAUAAACCCUGAUGUGAGAGAGGUGGCCAAGGAACCUACACUACUCGGAGUAAUGCAUGCACUCUGGGUAGAGAAAAGUGGACUUGAUACAUGUGGAUCCAACCAAACACUUAGCAAAGCCUGUGUCUCAGCGAUGCAGAACAUACAAGCUUAUCUGGAAAAGGAGAAUGAACAAAAAAAACGUGAUAGUGAAAGGGAUUAUGCAGAUAUAAAAGUUUCAACUUCUCUUAGGGAUGAGUUCUGCGAACGUAUAGAAUCUGGGUGCCGCAAUUCAGAUUCUGAGUUCCCCGAGUAUGAUGGUUGGUGUAACAAUCUGGAAAAUCCUAGCUGGGGUGGAGCUGGUGUACCUUAUGCAAGACUUUGCGGCAAAUCUUUCUACAAGGAUAAUCUCUUAAAGCCCUGGAGUGAGGAAGAUGGGUUUCCCAGCCCAAGAGAAGUCAGUCAGAUCUAUAUGAACAGUGAUGUAUCCUGGGAAUCUGGUUUACCCUCGCCGAAGAGCGAGGAUAGAGAUUUGUCUGUUCUAUUCUCAAUAUGGGGUCAGUUUGUGGCCCACGAUAUAACUCAGGCAUCUCUUGAUUUUGCUGAUGCAGAUAAAGAGUGCCCCGAGAAUAAAGAACAUGGUAAUGCUUUCUGUGCCAGGAUGCAAGGAUCAACUUCUGACAAGCUCAAUGGUCGAGAUAGUUAUCCUUUCAUAUCUUCAGUCAGAGUUCCCUUAAACCCCUGUGAAAAUGAUGUACUAUCUUUAAAAUCUGAGCAGGUUAAUGGAUACUCUUCAUUUCUUCAUGGAACCCAGAUAUAUGGAUACAAGGAGGAAAAUACAAGAACUAUCAGUGAGAAUGGAGAUAUGUCUACAGGGAGACUAAAAAGUUUUGAUAGUUUCAAAAGUUCUGUUCAUUGUGGCGAUCCUAGGUGUGUUGCUAUUCCAACGCUGAUGUCUUUGCAAGCACUUUUCAAUUUUGAGCAUUCUAGAAUUGCUGAUGAACUCAGAGAUGCAGGACUUUCUGACGGAUUUCGAAUAUUUCAAGUUGCUCGACGUAUAGUUAUAGCAGAGCUUCAGGCCAUUACAUACAACACUUGGCUACCAUUGCUUCUUGGUCCAAAUAUUAUAAAGGAGUAUAAGUUAGAUCUGGAUGAUACACAAACCAAAUAUGAUCCUGAAAUCAACCCGACUCUUUUCAAUGAAUUUACAACAGCAGCAUUUAGAUAUGGACAUUCUACAAUACCAGGGAUAAUGAACACAAAGGACGAAACAAAACAUAAUCUUCAUGAGAGUUUCUUCAUAAAUAAGAUGGAUCUAACUAAAGAUAAUUACCACACGGUUCUCAGAGGAAGCUCCAACUCGCCUUGUGAAAAAGUUGACAGCGUAGUUACAAGCCAUAUGAAGGACCAUGCCAAUGUGGCGUUUAUCACAGGGGUUAGGGAUAUAGCUGCGAUGAAUAUUGGUAGAGGCCGAGAUCACGGUUUACCACCGUACAAUAUAGUUCGAGGUUUCUUUAAACUACCAGAGGUUGAACCUAAUUUAGAUUUUAUUGAUAAGUUUAGCUUGCUGGAGAAACUGUACGAGGAAAUAGAGGAUCAGUAUGAAGGAAUGGAUCUAUGGGUUGGAGGACUUUCCGAGACCCAUGUUAAAGGAGGGCAGGUUGGACCGACCUUUGCUAAUCUGAUUGGUUUACAGUUUCAUAAUAUAAUGUUUGGUGACAGAUAUUUCUUCACUCAUUCGGCAGAAAAUAAUGGAAAAGGACUUUCCCGAAAAAUCAGAAACCAGAUACUUAAGAGAACUCUAGGAGACAUUAUGUGUGAUAAUAACUUUCAACUUAAAGAGGUUCAGGUUGACGUGUUUAAAUUUAAGUCUGGAGUAAAGAACUGCAAAGAUUCAAAUAAACUGGAUUACAAGCUAAUUGCAGACACUUAUAAAACAUCCUAUAAACACACUACAGAGCAUUCUGAUAAAUCAGAGGAAGAUUCCGACGAGGAUGAAACGCCUGGGACUGGUAUCAAACCGACAUUGAAGAUUGAUAGCGAAACUAAUGCGGACACAGAGCCGAACACCAUAUGGACAUGGAACGAUGUCUUGGGUUCCCUUGGCUCAAUUAUAGGUAACACAGUGAACAGAGGACUCAAUUGGAACAGGGAAAACAGAGAAAACAGAGAAAACAGAGAAAACAGAGAAAACAGAGAAAACAGAGAAAACACAGGAAACAGAUGGAACAGAGGAAACAGAUGGAACAGAGGGAACAGAAGGAACAGAAGGAACGGAGGAAGAAGAGGGAGCAGGGUGAGGGAAGGAAACCGAUGGAACCGAUGGAACGGAAGGAGAGGAGGGAGCGGCAGAACUCUAUUCCAUUGGAACUAAAAUCUCUAGGCUUCCUAACAAGUUUUAAAACCAAAAAUUUCUUGUAGAACAUAAUAAUUUUCAUUGUAUAGAUCGAAAGUGCUUUUGUUGCUAAAUCUUGAUUCUAUCCUCUUUCCCCUGUUAUUAUAACAUAACACAUUUCAAACUUUGUGUUUUGUAUGUAUUUAUGUAUUUAUGUAUUUAUCGCUGCAAAAGGGCUAAAUUAAAAUGUAAUAAUUGUGCACUACCUGUAAUUGUUAACAUAUUUGGUCAAAUAUAUAUAUAUAUAUAUAUAUAUAUAUAUAUAUCAAUCUAUAGAAGUAGUUAAAGCCGAGGUCCCUAUGAAGGUCAUUUAAACUCCCGAAGAAUUUGGAUAUAGACGAAAUUUACGAUUUGAUUUACAAAUAAAGAUUUAACUUUCUAUGA
Molecule: messenger RNA, 3241 nt
Organism: Eurytemora carolleeae
Lineage: Eukaryota; Metazoa; Arthropoda; Copepoda; Calanoida; Temoridae
Product: chorion peroxidase
Exons: 30
Coding region: 50-2836 (928 amino acids)
Biological process (GO): response to oxidative stress
Molecular function (GO): peroxidase activity; heme binding
Source: RefSeq, a predicted model, not a curated record